Molecule: messenger RNA, 1084 nt
Organism: Sphaeroforma arctica JP610
Lineage: Eukaryota; Ichthyosporea; Ichthyophonida
Product: 60S ribosomal protein L13a
Exons: 4
Coding region: 27-632 (201 amino acids)
Biological process (GO): translation; negative regulation of translation
Cellular component (GO): cytosolic large ribosomal subunit; ribosome
Molecular function (GO): structural constituent of ribosome; mRNA binding
Source: RefSeq, a predicted model, not a curated record
CCUUUUCAUUUUUUGAAGUAUCAAGAAUGACGUUCGAAAAGGUCGUCGUUAUUGACGCUCGGGGUCACCUGUGUGGUCGCCUGGCCUCUGUUGUCGCCAAGGAGCUUCUUUCUGGUCAGAAAGUUGUUGUUGUGCGUGCCGAAGGUCUGGAGCUAUCUGGUUCCAUGAUCCGUAACAAGAUGACAUUCGCCAGAUACAAAAAGAAGCGUAUGAAUUCCAACCCCGCUCGUGGUCCCUAUCAUCAGCGUGCCCCUGCUCGUAUGUUUCACCGCAUGUUGCGAGGUAUGAUUCCUCACAAGACGAAGCGUGGAGAGGCAGCCAUGGAGCGCGUGAAGAUCUUCGAGGGUGUUCCCCAGCCUUACGACAAGAUGAAGCGUAUGGUCGUCCCUGAUGCCCUUCGUGUACUUCGUCUUGCUCCCCGUCGUAAGUACAUUGUGCUUGGUGAUCUCGCUAGCCAGUUUGGCUGGAAGUGUGCUGACAUUGUCAACACUCUUGAAGAUAAGCGAAGAGAAAAGGCCGAGGUUUACUUCGCAGAUAAGAAGAAGACUAUCGCUAACAGAGCCCAAGCUAUCAAGAACAAGGAGUCAGAACUCGCGAGUGUAAACGAAUCGCUAGCGCAGUACGGUUUCUAAUCAUUGUGUAACUAUAAAUCUCUGAUCACUUGAGCAAUUACAGUCCCUUGUUUACGUCUACUGUCUAAUUUGUGCUAGUAACGUACUGCUUUGAUGUAUUACCUCAUCUGAGGACUGGAAUAUACUGCUUCGUUCGCCAUACCUUUGGAAAGUUCGCUAUUAAAAAAAGCUUAUGAUUGUUUUCCUAUUGUAGAUUAUACUGAUAUUGUUGUGGCUGAACAAUACUACGACUGUACGAACCACAAUUUAAAAUAUCUAUUCAUAUUUGCUUGAUCAAGUAUACAUAAUAUUUUGCGUGGAUGGGAUGGUAGCGAUUACUAUCAUCACAGUGCGUAAAAUAGCAAUUAGAAACACAGCGGUGUGCACUUUCUGACAAUUGUUACUGGGCUGAAAAUUCUUCGGCCUUCGCUUUACGGGUCAUGUUACUUAUGUACGAGUCUACUGUUUAAAAU